CACUGUACAGUCGGAGUCUAAGGGUUUAGACCUAAAGCCGGGAAAGCUUCGCCUUCGCCGUCUCAUCCUGUCCUAAACCAGAUCUUCAGAGAGAGAAAGAGAUGACGACCCGAAUAGCUCCAGGUGUCGGAGCCAACUUGCUCGGUCAGCACUCCGCCGAGAGGAACCAAGAUGCCACUGCAUACGUUGGCAAUCUCGAUCCUCAGACAAGUGAAGAGUUAUUAUGGGAGUUGUUUGUUCAAGCUGGCCCAGUUGUAAAUGUUUAUGUCCCCAAAGAUAGGGUCACCAAUCUACAUCAAGGAUAUGGCUUUGUGGAGUUCCGCAGUGAAGAUGAUGCUGAUUAUGCAAUAAAAGUGCUGAAUAUGAUUAAGCUAUAUGGGAAGCCAAUAAGGGUCAAUAAGGCAUCCCAAGAUAAAAAGAGCUUAGACGUUGGAGCUAACCUUUUUGUUGGCAACCUUGACCCUGAUGUAGAUGAGAAACUUUUGUAUGAUACUUUCAGUGCGUUUGGAGUUAUUGUCACAAAUCCCAAGAUAAUGAGAGAUCCCGAAACAGGAAACUCACGUGGCUUUGGUUUUGUUAGCUAUGACUCUUUUGAGGCAUCUGAUGGUGCAAUAGAGGCAAUGAAUGGGCAAUAUCUUUGCAACCGUCAGAUAACAGUGUCCUAUGCUUACAAGAAGGAUACCAAAGGCGAACGCCAUGGUACCCCAGCAGAAAGAGUGUUGGCAGCAAGCAAUACGACAGCUCAAAGAAGUAGGCCUCACACAUUAUUUGCGAGUGGACCACCUACACUUCCAAACGCACCUCCUCCUCAUCAGGCAAACGGGAUGGUUGGAUUACAAGGUGGUCCUCCUAGACCUUUUGUUGCUGCGAAUGGGGGAAUGAUAAUGGCUCCUCCGCCAAUGGCAGUAGCCAGACCACCACCACCUAACCCUGCCGGAAUGUACCAACAGCAGCUGAUGCAGCAGCAGCAGCAGCCUAUUAUGCAGAUGUCCGGUCAUCCUCCUCCUCCUCAAAUGUGGCAAGGCCAACCUCAACAACAACAACAACCUAUCCAUCAUCUUCCACCACAAUUUCAACAGUUCCGACCACCUCCCCCUAAUAUGCCACCACCUCAGCAAAUGCAGAUGCAGAUGCAGCAACAACAGCUACCACCACCUUCCGGAAUGGUUCCCCAGCAGAUGGUCUGGCGACCACCUCCACCGCCACAGCAGCAACAGCAGAUGCCUGGAAGACCUCCAAUGAUGCAGCAGCAGAUGUCCAUGGCUCCACCUCCACCACCUUCUGGCUGAAUCGCCGAUUAAACUCUCCUUUUCAAAUUAAGCCGCAUUUGCUUCUUUUUAGUUGUAAAAUGAUAUAGUUCUUAUACCUUGGAACUUAGCUUGGUUUGUGUAUGUUUUUAAUUGGAAACAAAAACAACUAGAAGUUAAUGCAAUCUCUAAAUCUCAUCUUUCAU
Messenger RNA from Impatiens glandulifera, 1453 nucleotides. RefSeq names its product splicing factor 3B subunit 4. The record is from RefSeq and is a predicted model, not a curated record. Gene Ontology annotation, biological process: positive regulation of mRNA splicing, via spliceosome. Lineage: Eukaryota; Viridiplantae; Streptophyta; Magnoliopsida; Ericales; Balsaminaceae. The transcript is spliced from 9 exons. Bases 102 to 1289 code for a protein of 395 amino acids. Gene Ontology annotation, molecular function: RNA binding. Gene Ontology annotation, cellular component: U12-type spliceosomal complex; nucleolus.